This is a messenger RNA of Hyaloperonospora brassicae, 495 nucleotides long. NCBI's taxonomy places the organism in Eukaryota, Oomycota, Peronosporomycetes, Peronosporales, Peronosporaceae. The record is from the annotation of a GenBank genome assembly.
AUGGAAGCGUUUCCGGCAGAAACGGCUUCCCUGGCAGCCAAGAAGGCGUCUGGGGCGGCCAAGAAAAAGUAUCGGUCAAAUAAGGAGGCUGGCAAUCGGGCUGAUACGAUAGCUCAAUUCGAAGCACAGUUUGGCGAAGCGGGAAAGGCAGUGGUGGCCGAGUGGCGAGGCUUUUGGGACAAGAUAUCAAAGAAUUACAACGUCGUAAAAGCCGACGACUUCUUAACCAACGAAAAAGCCUACAAAUUCCUGGUCGAGACUACCAAAACGUCAAACCAGAAGCUGGGCGUACCUAAGCGCAACGACGCGAUCAAAUUCCUCGAGUUUCAGUUCGGGGAGGAGAAGGUGAAAAACGCCAUCAAAGAAGCCGUUGACCGUCUUCGGGCUGAGGCCAAAAUCAGAGGUACGCGCGUCGAAAAAGUCCCGGGGUACGACCAUGUCUCGAGCGUUUGGCGCGAUUACGACAUCGAAACGCGCUUUCUUAGCGAUCGCUAA